AUGGAAUGUUAUGCAAUCGACUUGAAAUUCAACACUGGUCUUAGACAAAGUACAGGAUUUUUCGCGUGCUUCUGCCUCCAAGUUAUCAGCGGGGCUAAGCGGAAAUCUAGUCGGAAAAACUAUUUGAUCCGAGAGCGCCAUCCUGCAGCGAGCUAUCUUCCAAAGAUAGUUACCACAUUUGCUAACAAGCCUCAACCGCUCGCUUACGCUCGCUUUGCUGCCGCGCUUGUGUGUGCAUAUCAUCAAGAACACCAGGUGAACCUGGAACUGGAAAGCGACUUCCUCAAUCUGUUUAGUAGAGACAAAUUAGUCAAGGGCGAAGUGGAACGUAACGCUACUUAA
Blastomyces dermatitidis ER-3 is the source of this 342-nucleotide messenger RNA. RefSeq lists its product as uncharacterized. Lineage: Eukaryota; Fungi; Ascomycota; Eurotiomycetes; Onygenales; Ajellomycetaceae. Bases 1 to 342 code for a protein of 113 amino acids. The record is from RefSeq and is a predicted model, not a curated record. The transcript has a single exon.